CAACAUACAAACGCACACGCACAACUCUUCAAAAGAAACAGCAACAGCCAUCAAACGGCCUCAGUGAAUAAUUAUGGUUGUCUAGCAAAUAAUCAUGACAAGUUCAAGGUCUAAAAGUUUUCUUUAAGCAAGGAAUUCAUGAUCUGCAAUAAGAUUUAAUUUAAUAUUUUUCAUUGGAUUGCUCAAACUUGGCUUUCAAACUGAAGGGUAAAGGCAGCGCAUUAAACAUGACGGGAGGUCUUGAUUCUUCCAUGAGGGGACGACCCAACUAUGAAGAGCUCAAUCUGAUUGGUAACGGCGCCUACGGAACAGUUUACAAAGCUCGAGAUCUGUCAAAUGGCAAUCAGAUAGUUGCCAUCAAGAAAUUGCGAGUGCCAUUGACUGAUGACGGCGUUCCCAUGUCCACCGUUCGAGAGAUCGCAUUGCUCAGACAUCUGGAUGGCACUGUUCAACAUCCCAAUAUAGUGAGGUUAUUGGAUGUUUGUCACGGCCAGAGGCUAGAAAGAGAGCAACAACUUAUACUUUUUCUAGUUUUCGAACACGUUGAUCAAGAUCUUAUGACUUACAAAGAUAAAUGCCCGGCUCCUGGAUUGAGUGAAUCACGGAUACGGGAUCUUAUGUUUCAAAUAUUGUCGGGUGUUGACUUCCUGCAUUCUCGAAGAAUCGUGCACAGAGAUUUGAAGCCACAAAAUAUACUUGUUACCAACAGUGGUGAUGUCAAGAUUGCUGAUUUUGGCCUGGCGAAAACCUAUGAUUUUGAAAUGCGUCUUACUUCAGUGGUUGUUACACUGUGGUAUAGGGCACCUGAAGUACUUCUGAAUCAAUCAUAUGGAACACCAGUAGACAUCUGGUCAUGCGGGUGCAUUAUGGGAGAGCUUUUCAGUAAAGUACCGCUGUGCGCGGGAAAUUCCGAAGCGGAUCAGUUAGACCGUAUUUUUCAAGUAAUUGGCACACCAUCUGAAUCAGAAUGGCCAGAAACGGUGUCUCUUGCACGUGACUCAUUUGUACAAGCAUCACCAAUUUGCUUUUCUUCAUUGUCUUCAGACCUUAGUGAAGAUGGCCAAGAACUAUUAAAGAUGAUGUUACAAUUCAACCCUAUAAGGAGAAUAAGUGCAUUGAAUGCAUUGCAACACCAGUAUUUUGCCAGCAAUGGAUAUACAUGCAAUCCUUACUCAUUCCCCGGCUGAAGAGGGGAUUGAAAUACAGCGACCACUGUCUAAAGUUUGAACGCCAUAUUUUCUUGUAGCUGAUUAUAGGAUCUAUUGUACCUGUCCGAUAUUGAUAUUAUCCUAAAUCAACCAGAAUGAUAUUUUCCUAGUUUUGUAUUUUGAAUUAGAUUUUGAACAUUAUUAGCGUAUUAUUAUUAUAAUCGACCUUUUUUGCGGGUCUUAGCAUUGUAGAAGAAUUUCCCAAUAUGAAUUUACUUAUCACGGUUUUUUAGUAUUAAAAAAUAUUAAUGUAAAGUGUACAUACUACUUGCAUUUUUUAAAUGCUCUUGAUUUAAAAACAAAAUCUAUGUGAUUUCUACUGAUUGCAUUCCAUUCUGUUCAAAAAACAUUGCUCAUUUACAAUAAUUAUAAAACAAUUUUAUAUUGGGAAAUAUUCUAUUUUUAAAGCAGGGACCAUACGCUACCUAGAAUAGUUUCCAAUUUCCAAAAUAUACUAGAGUAAGCUUCCGAAUACUGAGUAGUCCACUUUUCAGGUUAUGAAAUGUAGAUUUAAGUAGUAGUAGUAAAUUGAGAAUUUAGAUCUUAGAUCAUAAAUAUGUUUUACAAGACUUUCGAAUGAAAUAACGUCUCAGGCAAAAUAAUAUUGCCGUUACCUCAGGAAAUACAUCUGUAUCUGAAAGAAUUCUGUAUCCCACCUGUGCAUUUACAGAAAACUCUGUAUUUCAAGAAAUUAUUCUGACGUAAGAAACCUAGUUCAUAGGUAUAUUUUUAUAUUAAAGUAUUUACACGAACAAUAUAAGACUCAAUGGUUAUUUCCUUCUCAAUUAAUACUUUUGAGGUGUGAAUCUGUGUAGUUUUUAAGAAAAUGCACUUCCUUUCAAAAAUGAAUUUAAACCAAUGGGUUUUACGGUGUUAGUGUUAGCAAUAUUCAGUUAUCCUGAUUUUUCCUUGACCAGUAUAGUUGUUUUAUAAUUUUUAAUUGCUCCAGAAGAGAUGUUAUGUAAACCAUAACAUCUAAAAUAAUUUUUGUUAGAUGCUGUGCUCAACUUCUGAUCCACCAGUGUUCAUGAGUACUCAUGAAUAGUGAAGUUGUUACCGUGGUUUGAAUAGUAUCCCACUAAUAGAAAUAAAAUUUACCAUUUUUGACAAAAAUGAAUUAAGCGUUCCAAAGUUUUCAGACAUUUACGGUACGUUAGUUUUAGAAGUAAUAAGUUUAAAAUUGUUUCAUCUUUAAAUUCGUUUUUCAUAGUUGUCAGUGCAUAAGCAUUCUCAUUUAUCAGAACUGUAUAAACCCUUAUAACAAUUUGUCGCAUAUAUAUGCAACUAAUAAAACCAAUGCAACCAAAAAAUAUGGUGCAUUUAUAAUUGCUUCAUAUUUAGAGAUGGAUCAUGUUGUUUAUUAUGUAGUGCUUUCAGAUACCUCAACAUUGUAAGAGAGAGUUAUUACAUAGGCAUUACCAUGUCAGAAACCAUCAAUAGAAACUUUUCAAUUCAUAUUUAUUUAUUUAUAUUUCAUAAUACACAAAUCAAAUAAAUGAUUAGAAAAGGCCUAGAUUACAUAGGCAUUACCUGUUACCAUGUCAGGAAACAUCAAUAGGACCUUUUCAAUUCAUUAUUAUUUAUUUACAUUUCAUAAUACGCAAAUCAAAUAAAUGAUUAGAAAAGGACCAACAGGCCUAGCCCAUAACUGGAAACGCAAUUUUAUUCUAUUCUAUUCAAUGGUUUUACAUUAUAUUAACAGGAGGUUAAAACUUCUGCGGUCUUCUCAUUUUUUAACUCUUCGCAAACAAUAUUUAAUUUUUAGUCUAAUUAUCACAUUUUUGUCAGUGCGGUAAAGUAUAAAAAUAAAACUUCAUUUAAAAAUAUCCUCGCCCGAAUAUAUCAGUUUCAAUAUUAUCACAUUGUUUUGUAUACAAAGGCCUAUGUUCAUAAAACUGUAAUUUUUAAAGUGCCUUAAAAUGUACCAGUGGUAUACGGUUUCCUCUAAUUAUUAAAUUUCAUGAGUAGAUGUCGUUUUCUAUUCAACAUUAUGUUAGCCACAUUUUGUUCAUUAGAUUGUAAGAUGUAUUUGUUAUUAUACAUGUUUAUGUCUGAAUAAAUUGUUUGAAAUUUUAA
Messenger RNA from Nilaparvata lugens (brown planthopper), 3284 nucleotides. Its product is annotated as cyclin-dependent kinase 6. Bases 228 to 1187 code for a protein of 319 amino acids. The record is from RefSeq and is a predicted model, not a curated record. The transcript has 8 exons. Gene Ontology annotation, molecular function: ATP binding; cyclin-dependent protein serine/threonine kinase activity; cyclin binding. NCBI's taxonomy places the organism in Eukaryota, Metazoa, Arthropoda, Insecta, Hemiptera, Delphacidae. Gene Ontology annotation, biological process: G1/S transition of mitotic cell cycle; regulation of gene expression; signal transduction. Gene Ontology annotation, cellular component: nucleus; cyclin-dependent protein kinase holoenzyme complex; cytoplasm.